Messenger RNA from Urocitellus parryii (Arctic ground squirrel), 544 nucleotides. The record is from RefSeq and is a predicted model, not a curated record. Lineage: Eukaryota; Metazoa; Chordata; Mammalia; Rodentia; Sciuridae.
AUGGCUUCAGCAAUCCUGGGGAAUGUAAAGGAGGAGGUGACCUGCCCCAUGUGCCUGGAUCUCCUGACACAACCUCUGAGCCUUGACUGUGGCCACACCUUCUGCCAGGCCUGCAUCACUUCAAACUGUGAGUCCAUGAUGAGUCAAAAAGAGGAGAGCAACUGCCCUGUGUGCAGAAUCAGUUACCAGUUUGAGAACCUGAGGCCUAAUCGGCAUGUGGCCAACAUAGUGGAGAGGCUCAGGGGCAUCAAGCUGAACCCAGAGGAGGAGCAGAGGGUAUAUCAUUGUGCACGCCAUGGAGAGAAACUCCUACUCUUCUGUCAGGAAGACAAGACAGUAAUUUGUUGGCUUUGUGAGCGUUCUCAGGAGCACCGUGGACACUCCACAUUCCUCUUGGAGGAGGUUGCCCAGGAGUACCAGAACAAAAUUCAGAGUGAGGUGGAAAAUGUCCAGAUAGAGUUUGGAAAACUGAGAGACAUCCUGAACUCUGAGGAGGAGCAGGAGAUUCAAAAGCUGAAGAACAAGGAGGAAGUUAUUAUGAACA